Phragmites australis (common reed) is the source of this 637-nucleotide messenger RNA. RefSeq lists its product as uncharacterized. Lineage: Eukaryota; Viridiplantae; Streptophyta; Magnoliopsida; Poales; Poaceae. The record is from RefSeq and is a predicted model, not a curated record. The transcript has a single exon. The coding region runs from base 135 to 449 and encodes 104 amino acids.
AAUAAGCUCUUCGUCACCGAUCUGCCAAUCAUCUCGCGAAGAAAUCAAGGCGAAAGCAAACAACGAGCACUGGUUAGAAACCAAAGAUUGGGCUUAAUCACAAGGGAGGCACAUAAAACAGCUCGCAAGCGCGCAUGGGGAACUGUCUCAAGCUGCAGCGGGAGGCGUCGUGGGUGGACGACGGCGAGUGGGAGGUGGCGGAGGGCAAGGGGACGGCCGCCGUCGAGAAGAUGGAGCGGGUGGAAGUGAAGAUCAGGGUGACGAAGCGGCAGCUGCAGGAGCUGCUGGAGAAGGCCGGCGGCCGGGACGGCAAGGUGCGGCAGGUGGAGAAGGUGCUGGCUGAGCUGAUGACCUCCGGCAGGGUGUGCUACCAGCCGCCGGAGGAGAUGAUGAGGGGGCAUUGGAGGCCGUCCUUGCAGAGCAUACCGGAAGCUGCCGAGGAGUCAUGACGGCUCAAAAGUUUUGGGCUUUUUGGCCGGAGGAUGUACAGAUUAUUCUGUACAUGAUUAGUUCUGUGUGUGCCGAGCUGCUCUAGGAAGAUACAGGUUUUAGCGAUUCUUUCUGAGAUUUUUGUUUUCGAUAACACAGAUGUACAGGAUUACAGAAUGAAAAUGCUGAUAGAGAGCAAUUACUGAAA